UUACGGCUGCUUGAACCGUGUUAACACGAAAUCAAAAUUUCGAUGCGAAAGCAGGGCUCUGUUGAGAAUAUGCAAGGCAUCUACAGGACUAUUCUUGAUAGAAUUUGAGACAAAAAUACGAAACUGAUAGCAAACAAAUAUGCAUCAGAGUGAUGCCGCUGAAGUGGAGUUUUAUCUCUCAACUAGAAGGUCGGAAAGAUCAGAGUGAUCGUAAGCAUACACUGUCUGGAGAUGAUUAUCAGUUCCUGCAAAAGAGUGUCAUACCCACAUAUCACUUCCAGAAGAGUCUUCGCCGACUGCCCAUUCCAAAACUAACGGAUUCUUGUAACAGAUUUUUGGCAUCAGCGAAAGUUGUCUUAUCGGAAGCCGAUUACAAACGCACCGAAGAGGUCGUGCGUUCUUUCGAGAAAACUGAGGGACCAGAAUUACAAAAAGCGCUUCUUGAUUAUGACCGUAAUCACAAAGACACUAGCUACAUAUGUGAACCAUGGUUCGAUAUGUAUCUGAAAUCGCGACUUCCAUUACCAGUCAACUAUAAUCCAUUCAUGAUGUAUGCACCGGACCCUAACACACGAUUUAAUCACCAGCUUUCACGUGCGACAAACUUCGCUGUGUCGUUUGCUCGAUUCAAACGUGCCCUUGAGAAGAAUAUACUAGCGCCGGAAGUUUUCCACCUAAACCCGAAAAAGAGCGACACCAAGCUGUUUCGAAAUGUAUGCAAAACCUUACCGCCUACCUUAUCGUGGUUUGGUGCAGUUGCCUUCAAGGCAUUUCCUCUCGAUAUGAGUCAGUACAAAUCAACGUUUAAUGGUACUCGGAUACCCAAAAAAGGGAAGGAUGUAUUACAUCAGGACGAAACGCAAAAGCACUUCAUGGUUCUCUACCGUGGCAAAAUUUACGCUGUCGAUAUUUUUGAUGAUAAAGGUGAAAUUUUGCCAGCAGAAGAUGUACACAAUUCUCUGGCGUAUAUUCUCGAAACAGGAGCGCGUCAAGAGGCUGAUAAAUGUGUUGGUGCCCUGACUAGCCUGAACCGUGACGAAUGGGCAAGUGCACGUGAAGAACUCUUAGAAGCUGGCAACGCUGAGAAGCUUCGCUCUAUCGACGGUGCCCUGUUCACUUUGUGCCUAGAUGAUCUAAAAUCCCAAGAUCCUACAAGGCUUGUUCAGUCCCUCUUAAUCGGAGACGAUGCCAGUAAUCGGUGGUUUGACAAAAGUUUUCAGCUUAUCAUGGAUGGAAAUGGUCAAGCUACGAUCAACUUCGAGCACUCAUGGGGAGACGGUGUUGCAGUACUUCGUCUCAUGGAAGAGUCCUACAAAGAUACGAAUCUGCACCACUUUGUUACGCCUGACACAAAGACUAAAACAGCGAAUAAAGCAAUGGUUAGGGAAAUCGAGAUGAAUCUGACGCCUUCGCUGCGGUCGAAGAUAGAAAACGCCAAGAAAGUACACUUGGAGAGUAAUAGUAUGUUAGAUUUUGCUACUGUGGAGUAUGCAGGCCUGAACAAGAAUGCAAUCAAGAAGUCGAAACUUUCUCCUGACUCUAUUAUGCAGCUCGGCAUUCAAAUGGCAUUUUAUUCACUAUACGGCGAUUUCGUGCCAACUUAUGAGUCUUGCUCUACGGCAGCUUUCCUAAAGGGGAGGACAGAAUGCAUGCGCUCCGCAACUGCCGCGACAAGAGAAGCAACAUUAGCAUUGCUUUCAGGUAAGAGUGUGAAAGCGCCAGAAUUGUUGCUGCAGUGUUCGAAUACACACACUCAACUAGUAAAGGAAGCUUCCAUGGGGCAAGGAUUCGAUAGGCAUUUACUAGGUCUGAAGAUCACAGCGGAACGUCUUGGAAAGCCGAUGCCAGCUCUUUUUGAGGAUCCUGGUUUCAAUCGUAUGAGUCAUUUUGUGCUCUCUACAAGUACUCUUUCAACGAACACGAUCGUCUUUGGUGGUUUCGGCCCUGUUGUGGAGGACGGCCUCGGUAUCGGGUACAACGUGUCAUCGACCCAAGUAGGCGCUGUUAUCACGAGCCAUAAGAAAAAUCGCGAUGCAAAGGACUUCGCCAAGGCUCUAGAGAAAAGCUUGGAUACUUUGAAGAACAUUCGUUCUCUGCAUGAAUUUACUCCCUUGAACAUGGGAGAACAUGGUGACAAUCGUCCUGAUAUGGUAGAAGCCGCUAAGAAGUUCAUGCUAACCCCGAAAGUUCGCGACACUCCUUUUGAGGAACAGCGGCAGUUUCUCCUUGGCAAAGGAGUGACAGAAGCUGAAAUCGCUGAGGCGAGGGCGUCGAUACCUGCAAGAGAUUUAAACACUAGCAGUGCUGUUCAUUACGACGUAUAUCAACCUCCGCAACAGAGCAGAUUGGCUUCGUUUGCACAGUCAGUUGCUGUGAUUGGAUGUGUGUCUUAUGCUGGUUACCGUUUUCUCCGUUCUUUUGUUCUGCCGCGGUUCUUUGACAUUCCUGAUCCAGCAACUGAGGAAGUGCGCCAGCUUCAGGGGCAAGUUAAUGAACUACAAAACUCAAUCAAGUUCGUUCUGGACAGUGUUUCUCAAACCACGUCCAUGUUAGCGGCACAACAGCAAGAGAUCAGCAAAGCUCUGUUAUCUGUCAGUCAACGGGAUACAGACAUCAGUAAAGUGGAGACCGGUAUAUCUACGAUAAAGAGCUUGCUGCUGAGCCACAACAAUUUCGCACCUAUUCUUGCCCCGACAGCUACGUCCGCAAAGCUACCAAGCUGGCAACAAGCAGAGUCAUCAUUGUCGGCUCCUGCAACAACGUCGGGUUACACGACACCCCCCGCAAACUUCAGAGAGACUUUGGACGAACCUGAAAGCGAUGAAGUUCUCGAUCACGACCAAGUUUGAAUAUUCGACGUCUUCUGGAGGCUUCAUUGAAUUUUGCCUAUCACUUCUAUGAGUUUUCGACUGUGAUUUCUGUUCUUCACUUCAGAGUUCAUUGCUCAUUUGUUCACUUAUUUUCUGUUUUUCUUGCCCAUGGUUGUGCCUCAUUGCUCGCCUACGACAGAG
Molecule: messenger RNA, 3011 nt
Organism: Cylicocyclus nassatus
Lineage: Eukaryota; Metazoa; Nematoda; Chromadorea; Rhabditida; Strongylidae
Source: the annotation of a GenBank genome assembly